AGAGUUGCCGCUGCAGGUGACUUCUGUGACUCCAGCGAGUGCUUGAACGGUGGGACCUGCUUGAUGAGCCAGGAUGACCUCCCCUUCUAUUGCCUCUGCCCCGAAGGCUUUACGGGCCUCAUUUGCAACGAGACUGAGAAAGGUCCCUGUUUCCCAAACCCCUGCCACAAUGAUGCCAAUUGCCAGGUGAUCGAUGACUCCCACCGUGGUGAUGUCUUCACACAGUACAUCUGCCAGUGCCCUCAAGGCUACCAGGGCACCCACUGUGAGACCAUGUGUGCCACGCCGCUGGGCAUGGAGACCGGCGCCAUCGCCGACUGGCAGAUCUCCGCCUCGUCGGUGCACUUGGGCUUCAUGGCUUUGCAGCGCUGGGCCCCGGAGCUGGCCCGCCUGCACCAGUCGGGCAUCGUCAAUGCCUGGACAGCCAGCAACUACGAUAAGAAGCCCUGGAUCCAGGUGAACCUGUUGCGGAACAUGCGGGUGACGGGUGUGGCGACGCAGGGUGCCAGCCGCGCAGGCAGUGCCCAGUAUGUGAAGACGUUCAAGGUCGCUUACAGCUUCAACGGGAAAAAGUUCCAGUUCAUCCAGGCGGAAGGGGGCUUGGGAGACAAGAUAUUUAUGGGUAAUGUGGACAACAGUGGUGUGAAGAUCAACAUGUUUGACUCCCCUCUAGAGGUGCAGUAUGUGAGGCUGGUGCCCAUAGCCUGCCAACGGGGCUGCACCCUGCGCUUCGAGCUCCUUGGCUGUGAGCUGAAUGGAUGCGCGGACCCCCUGGGCCUAAAGGACAGAACCAUCCCCAACAAGCAGAUCACAGCCUCCAGCACCUUCAAGACCUGGGGCCUGAGUUCCUUCAGCUGGUAUCCCUUCUAUGCGCGGCUGGACCAGCAGGGCAAGUUCAACGCCUGGACGGCGGAAAGAAACUCUGCCUCGGAGUGGCUGCAGAUUGACUUGGGCUCCCAGAAACAAGUGAGCGGCAUCAUCACGCAGGGGGCCCGAGACUUCGGCAACAUCCAGUAUGUGGCGGCCUACAAGGUGGCCCACAGUGAUGACGGCGGGAACUGGACCGAGUAUAGGGACCCGGGGUCCACAGACAGCAAGAUCUUCCCAGGCAACUUCGACAAUAAUUCCCACAAGAAAAACAUGUUUGAGACACCCUUCCUGGCUCGUUUCGUGCGCAUCCUGCCUGUAGCCUGGCACAACCGAAUCACCCUGCGUGUGGAGCUGCUGGGAUGUUAGUCGGUCCAGCUAAGGGGACCGGGGUGGCUGUGGGGCGCAUGCCCCUUCCCCGGUUCUCCUGACCUUCUGUGGUCCUGCUGCCUCCUCUGCCCACCCCCCUCAUGAUUGUAGUGCCGUGGAGGGGGGUGUCAGUCAGUCGCCUUCCCUCUGUCUUCCUCACACCUCCCCUCCCACAUGCCUCCCCCCUGUGCCCAGCCCUCGUGCCAUCGCAUUUUCUUAGGCGCUGAGGGAGGUGCGCAGGUCUGGGAUGGACAGGGAAGAGCGAAGUCGGGGGUGCGGGUUACCCGCACCUCUCCAGAUCCCCGAUUCCAGCCUCUGUGUCCUCCAUAGCCCCCUCCCAUACCCCACAUUUCCCGCGGUCCUGGAGGAGGGCCCUGCGGCGCCAGGCUGGAGAUGAAAAGUCUCCUGCCCCUCAGCACGAAGCUGCCAUUCCUGAUGCCAGCACCCAGCCCUCUGACACCCCCCACUUACUUCCCUGGAGAUCCCUCUUGAGCCCUGUGCUGCAGCCUGGAAAGAAAGAAGGGGGUGGGAUGGGUCUGUGGACAGACGGGAGGCGGUGGGCGGGCACCGGCAGUUUCCGAAAUAUAUUUAUGUCACUGUCUGGA
Miniopterus natalensis is the source of this 1841-nucleotide messenger RNA. The record is from RefSeq and is a predicted model, not a curated record. NCBI's taxonomy places the organism in Eukaryota, Metazoa, Chordata, Mammalia, Chiroptera, Miniopteridae.